AUGCCGCAGACGCCAUCGACCCGUUGGUGCCCGACGCCUGAGCAGCUGAUGAUCCUGGAGGAGAUGUACCGGAGCGGCGUGCGCACACCUAACGCGGCGGAGAUCCAGCAGAUCACGGCGCACCUCGCCUACUACGGCCGCAUCGAGGGAAAGAACGUCUUCUACUGGUUCCAGAACCACAAGGCCCGCGAGCGCCAGCGUCUCCGUCGCCGCCUCUGCGCCCGCCACCAGCAACCCUCCUCGCCGGCGGCUCCUCCUCCUCCUCCUCCUCAUACUGGUGCUGCCGGCGGCGGAGGCAAUGCUGCUGGUGCUGGUGCGGGCGUGAACGCGAUUCACCCCGCGGUGAUGCAGCUGCACCAUCACCACCACACAUACGCAACCAGCUGCUUCAUGGCGCCUCAGGGCUACUUGCAGCAGGAAACAGCAGCAGGAGGAGCUCUUCCAGUUUCGGGGUUGGAGUUUGCAGGCAAGACAAGCCAGCAGCAGGAAUGGAUGACACAGCAGCAGAUGGUGAUGGAGAACAGCAACAUUAACAACAGUGUAGCAGCAGCUGGAGGCAGCUCCGCAGCGGCCGGCGGUGGUAUGAAUAAUAUGACCCCGCCGCCAUGGCCAUGCUGCCGGCCGCUCAGAACCCUAGAGCUCUUCCCUACAAAGAGCACCGGUGGCGGCCUCAGGGACGAGUGCAGCAGCUCCAAGUCCUCCUCUUGCUCCACCUCCACAAACUAG
Messenger RNA from Triticum turgidum subsp. durum (durum wheat), 726 nucleotides. The record is from the annotation of a GenBank genome assembly. NCBI's taxonomy places the organism in Eukaryota, Viridiplantae, Streptophyta, Magnoliopsida, Poales, Poaceae.